AUGGAGAGCGCCUCAUUAGAAGCACCCUGGCAAGCCAUCGCCCGUCAGAAGCAAGCCAAUCGAGACGCACGCAUCCCAUCACAAUGGCGAAUCCCCCUCGCUCACAUGCCCAAGGAUCCUCCGUGCUUCGAGGACGGCCCUCAAUCUGUGCUACACGUCCCAGCGGCGGUACUGUCAGCGGAGGAGAUCGAAAUCACGGAGAACUACAAUAUCUCCACGUUGAUCCCCGCCAUAGCACGCAAAAAGCUCCUCGCUGAGACCGUGAUAAGCGCCUUUUGCCACCGUGCAGCCGUGGCGCAUCAGUUGACAAACUGUUUGACUGAACCCUUGUUUGAGCAAGCCGCAGAGCGGGCGCGAUUUCUGGAUCAGUACAUGGACGAGCAUGGGAUGCCUCUGGGCCCUUUGCACGGCUUGCCGGUUAGUGUCAAAGAUACUUUCGACAUCAAAGGAGUUGAUAGUUCCACAGGUUUGGCGUCUUUGUGUUUCAAGCCGGCAGAGAAGAACGCACCUCUGGUGGAUCUCCUGCUGUCGUUGGGGGCAGUCGUGGUGGCCAAGACCAACGUGCCGCAGACGCUUUCAAGUCUUGAUAGCGUCAAUAAUGUCUUUGGGAGGACUAUGAAUCCCGUCAACAGGCUGUGCACUGCUGGUGGGAGCUCGGGCGGCGAGGGUGUCAUGGUGGCCAUGAGAGGCUCCCUCCUCGGCAUCGGAACUGAUCUGGGUGGCAGCAUCAGGAUCCCAGCCAUGGUGAACGGGGUCUAUGGUUUCAAACCGAGUAAUUUAAGGUUGCCGUAUGGUGGACAAGCAGUUCUGGUGCCCGAGGGCAUGACCAGGAUAGGAGUGCAGCCCGUGGCAGGGCCACUGGCGCAGACUAUAGAGGACAUCAGCUUUGUCAUGAAAGAAUUGGUGCCACGGGCUAGCCUCUAUGGAGAAGACUGCGUGUUGGGAGAAUGGGCGGACGCGGACGCUUCUAAACCCCUCCAGGGCUCCGGGCCAGACGGACAAGUUGUCAUUGGUGUGCUACGAAACGAUGGCAACUGUGCCCUUUUGCCACCGGUGGAUCGGGUUCUUUCUGAGGUUGCGUCGCGCUUGAGUGAGCAUUCAAAUAUCGCGGUCGUUGAAGUGCCAACUCCAACAGCGUGGACGAAAGCACAAAGUGCCAUCAACGAGCUGAUCGCCAUCGAUGGGGGAGUCCUCAUGGGACAACUCUUGGAGUCAACUGGAGAGCCAUUGGUUCCUUGGGUGAAGCCAAGAUUCAAAGUCGGCGAGCCGUGCUCUCUCGCAAGAUUGGCCGAGCUACAGGCCCGGCGUUCCCAGCUCGAGCUCGAGAUGUUACAGAUAUGGACCAAUACAGAUCAAUAUGGGAGGAAGAGCAGGAAACUCGAUGCAGUUAUCUGCGCCGUGGCACCCCAUCCUGUGCCCGAGAUUGAACGGUUCGACUCCCUCGGUUACACCAGCUCUUUUGUCCUAUUUGAUUAUCCCGCCGGCACCAUUCCUGUCAGAAAUGUGGUCGAGGAGGAUCUUGACCUGGGAAAGGCACUUGGUGGCCAGUCGCUAGGUGUCUGGGACGAUCAUUGCCGAGAGCUGUGGGACGAGAAAACUGUAAACAGGAAGGUGUACCUGGGAACCCCCUUGAGCAUUCAAGUCGUUGUGCCACGACUUGAGGAUGAGAAGUUGGGGAAGUUCAUGGCUUUGAUCGACGGCGUCAUUAAAAGCCACGGACAAUCAAUUCCAAGCUGA
Clonostachys rhizophaga is the source of this 1737-nucleotide messenger RNA. The record is from the annotation of a GenBank genome assembly. Lineage: Eukaryota; Fungi; Ascomycota; Sordariomycetes; Hypocreales; Bionectriaceae.